Messenger RNA from Limulus polyphemus (Atlantic horseshoe crab), 764 nucleotides. RefSeq names its product 39S ribosomal protein L18, mitochondrial-like (gene mRpL18). Lineage: Eukaryota; Metazoa; Arthropoda; Merostomata; Xiphosura; Limulidae. Gene Ontology annotation, biological process: translation. The transcript has 6 exons. The coding region runs from base 19 to 651 and encodes 210 amino acids. The record is from RefSeq and is a predicted model, not a curated record. Gene Ontology annotation, molecular function: structural constituent of ribosome; 5S rRNA binding. Gene Ontology annotation, cellular component: mitochondrion; ribosome.
CGCAAUAACUUUUCUAAAAUGGUCUCUUGCUACGGAUAUUUGAGUGGAAGAACAAUGUUAUUGUUAGAAAGUUUUGGAAGCAGAUUUUCUUUUGUUGGGCUGUGGAGGAAUGUUUUAUCCAUAGGGAAAGGAACAACUAUUGGAACAGCCAAGGGUUUUCAACUAUCAACACUUACUGGUACUGAAAUACCAACAGAAAAACUGAGUGACAAUGAUGAAUUUAGCUUAGAAUUUAUUAACAGAAAUCCUCGUAAUCUGGAACAGAUGUUCUUGGCCAAAAAGCCUCAGGGAUUCGCUUUAGAAUGGCCCUCAAUAACCUACUGGCACAAAGUCCUCCUAGAAAAAUCUAGUCGUCACACGACUGCUAAGGUGAUUCACAACACCGGCAAAGUCGUUGUAUCAGUUUCAACCAGAGAAUGGAAUAUAAAGAAACAGCUUUACAGUACAACUGACGUCAGUGCUGCAGAAAAUGUGGCACGGGUAUUAGCACAGAGGUGUCUAGAAAGUGGAAUCAUGUUUGUUCACAAAGAACUCAAACCCAAGGAAGAAAAUAAUUCAAGCCUCCAGAUAUUUUUAAAGACUUUAGAAGAAGAAGGGCUAAUACUGAAAGAACCGGAACCAAUACGUGGAAGACAUUAUACCGACCUUUAGCCUAAACAAAAAUAGUGUGGUUAUUUUGUAGAGAAAUACACAUUCAUUAAGAUGUAAAUAAAUGUAUUUCUACUCAAACCUUCUGUCCAUUUUUUUUUAAUAGAAGACAUUAU